GCUAUGGGAAAUGCUGUGCAUUUUGUGGUCGUUUUGCAGGCAGCAAAGCUGAAAGCGUCUGAUUAUAGGGCUGGUUCUGAGGACUAUAAUGCCGCUGCAGACAGCAAUCAAUUGCAGGAGGAGGAGGUGGGAAUGGCGAAGACGUAUCCGAAUCCGAAACCGAGACCCGCAGUGCAAGUAAAAGUGACAAAUGAAGUGGAAAGUGCACUCAGAAUGGGAACAAUGACGAUGAUGCGGAUGAGAAAUCGGGGCGGUGAGCGGCGGGGGCAGCAGACGAACUACUUUGACACACAAAUGCCACUGCUGUCGUCUGGCCUAAUGAGUCCCGGCUUGCUGCCAAUAUUGAAUGAGCACGAGAAGGAGGAGCAGCAGCAGCAGAAGGGCCAUAACUUGGGGCCCAGUUCGGUUGAACAGCAAUUACUCCGCCUGCAGCCGGACUACAAAUUGCUGUACAAUGCCGAGCACCACACCUAUUUCCACCUGCACACCCGGCGCAUCCCGGAGGACAUCGACAUGGCAGGACCGCGACCAUCGAAAUCCGAGGAACCACCGCAUCGCCGGCUAUUCCAGCAGGUCGUGGGCAACACACUGACCGCCGCCUUUGGCCUAAACGCGAUGAACAAGGGGCAGGUGGAAAUGGGGGAGGGGCAGGCGGAGGUCACCAGCGAACAGGUGAAUCUCUACGAUGCCGCCUCGCUGCGUCGGUCGCGCUUCAGUCCCUUCAAUCCCACGCGAAUCCUCAUUCAUGGAUGGCUGGGCAAUGCCAAUGCCAAUAUGUACAGUGCCCUGCUCCCGGCCUAUUUGGAUCUUAGGAAUGGCAACUACAACAUCUUCACCGUCGACUGGGGACGCGGCGCCAUAGCCGACUAUAUAACGGCCAGCUAUCGGGUGAAGCCGGUGGGCAAGGUUCUGGCCAAGUUCGUGGACUUUCUGCACCAGGAGGCGGGACUGCGCUUCGAGGAUCUGCAGCUGGUGGGCUUCAGCAUGGGAGCCCAUGUGGCGGGGCUGGCGGGGAAGCAUCUGCGGACCGGUCGCCUCCGGAUGAUCCGGGCUUUGGAUCCAGCUCUGCCCUUCUUUCGCUACGCCAAGGAAAAAGAGCGUCUGACCGCCGAGGAUGCCGACUAUGUGGAGGUAUUGCACACCAGCGUGGGCAGCUACGGAUUCGAUCGACCUCUGGGUCAUGCGGACUUCUAUGCCAAUUGGGGCAGCCAGCAGCCUGGCUGUUUUUGGCAUGAAUGCAGCCAUUGGAGGGCUUUUAUGCUGUUUGCCGAAAGUCUCUCAGGGGAUCGGAGUAAUUCGGAAGGCGGUUUCUUAGCACAGGGCUGUCCGGCCGGUGAAUGGCAGCAGUUGACCCGAUUCCAUCGCUGCCCAAAGGAUACGGGAAUUAUACCACAGACCAUGGGCGGUGAUUUGGCCAAAGCUAGUGCGGAUUUCCUGGCCCAAAGACAGGGUGUCUAUUAUUUCCUGACAAACGACCAGCCACCCUAUGCUUUAGCACAAAAUGCCAGCCGUAUAAAUAAAGAGCGAAAUGGCUGAGAGAACGUAAUGAGCAAAAUGCAAGUGCAGUUCGCGUUUUUAUUUCUAAUUAGUAAGUGCAUGUGUACUACACACACGUGUCGGUUUGUUUGUUUGUGUUGUCCCAUUUCUAAAAGCCGGCUGGCAAAAUUAAAAAAUGCUGCCAUGUGUAAAA
Drosophila takahashii is the source of this 1690-nucleotide messenger RNA. Its product is annotated as lipoprotein lipase. Gene Ontology annotation, molecular function: lipase activity. The record is from RefSeq and is a predicted model, not a curated record. Gene Ontology annotation, biological process: lipid catabolic process. NCBI's taxonomy places the organism in Eukaryota, Metazoa, Arthropoda, Insecta, Diptera, Drosophilidae.